GUGCGCUCGCUGCGAGCCGCGGCGCCGCACAGCUUCGUAGCGCUCUGGGCGCCUCUGUUCCUGCUGCGCGCAGCUCUGGGCGACUUCAGCCUGGACAACGAGGUGCACUCGAGUUUCAUCCACCGGCGCCUCCGCAGCCAAGAGCGGCGGGAGAUGCAGCGGGAGAUCCUCUCCAUCUUGGGCUUGCCCCAUCGCCCGCGACCCCACCUCCAGGGCAAACACAACUCCGCGCCCAUGUUCAUGCUGGACCUGUACAAUGCCAUGGCGGUGGAAGAGGGCGGAGGGCCCGACGGCCAGGGCUUCUCCUACCCGUACAAGGCCGUCUUCAGCACCCAGGGCCCCCCGCUGGCCAGCCUGCAAGACAGCCACUUCCUCACCGACGCCGACAUGGUCAUGAGCUUUGUCAACCUCGUGGAACAUGACAAAGAGUUCUUCCAUCCACGCUACCACCAUCGGGAGUUCCGGUUUGAUUUAUCCAAGAUCCCGGAAGGGGAGGCUGUGACUGCAGCCGAAUUCCGGAUCUACAAGGACUACAUCCGGGAACGCUUUGACAACGAGACCUUCCGGAUCAGCGUCUACCAGGUGCUCCAGGAGCACUUGGGCAGGGAGUCCGACCUCUUUCUACUCGACAGCCGCACCCUCUGGGCCUCCGAGGAGGGCUGGCUGGUGUUCGACAUCACGGCCACGAGCAACCACUGGGUGGUCAACCCUCGGCACAACCUGGGCCUGCAGCUUUCAGUGGAGACUCUGGAUGGGCAGAGCAUCAACCCCAAGCUGGCAGGCCUGAUCGGGCGGCACGGGCCCCAGAACAAGCAGCCCUUCAUGGUGGCCUUCUUCAAGGCCACAGAGGUGCACCUUCGCAGCGUCCGGUCCACGGGAGGCAAGCAGCGCAGCCAGAACCGCUCCAAGACGCCCAAGAACCAGGAGGCACUGAGGAUGUCCAGUGUGCCAGAAAACAGUAGCAGUGACCAGAGGCAGGCCUGUAAGAAGCAUGAGCUGUACGUCAGCUUCCGAGACCUGGGCUGGCAGGACUGGAUCAUUGCACCUGAAGGCUACGCCGCCUACUACUGUGAAGGGGAGUGUGCCUUCCCUCUGAACUCCUACAUGAAUGCCACCAACCACGCCAUCGUGCAGACGCUGGUGGGUGCUGCCCAGGUCCACUUCAUCAACCCGGACACCGUGCCCAAGCCCUGCUGUGCCCCCACCCAGCUCAAUGCUAUCUCCGUCCUCUACUUCGACGACAGCUCCAAUGUCAUCCUGAAGAAAUACAGGAACAUGGUGGUCCGGGCCUGUGGCUGUCACUAGCGCCUCGUGGAAGCCCUGCCCUGGGGCCACCUUCAUCCAGGUCCGCCCUGCGGCACCGCCCAGCGUCUCCGCCGCCCACCUCAAGGUGGUGAGGAACCGGCGGACCGACCGCCUUCUACGAGGCCUCCCUGUCCCUCCCCAGGUUUAUAGUGCUAGGAGUUUGGGCACCAAAAGGCUUUUGAUCCAUUUUUCGUCAGUGGCAUCCUAAGGACAAGAUCCUACAAGCUACUACAGGUGAAAGCCUGCAUGAAACACAUCUGUAAGGAGAGGUCGCCUGGCUGUGGUCAGCUGUACGGUCCCCUCCAUGCCCUGAUGUGUUCCAGAGAUAAUUAGGGUGCCCUUCAGCGGGGCAACCAGCCAUCAACGGCAGGAGGAGGGGGCGUGGCCAGGGUGGGCACCUGUGUCUGUGCUGAAGGGAAACAUGCAGAAUUUCUUGUAAUAAAUGUCACAAUAAAGCCAAUGAAUGAAAAUGGUUAGGAUGUUACAGGUAUAUUUUCCUAAACGAUUUAUCCCUAUUUCAUGGUUUAUUCUGACUUUAUAAGCAGCAGUGGAGGGCAGGGAGGCCCCUUCUGUUCCAUUCUGCUUUCAGAUUGAGGCUGCAGGGCCUGUGUUUACCCAGCUCCAAAUGCCUGCAUUUGGCUGGGCGUGGUGAACGUGAGCUCGCAGGGGCAGCUUCCCUCCCCCUCCUACCAGGUGUGCGCCAGCUGCAGAAGGCAGGAGUGGGUCCUCCAGCCUCCCCUGUGGUGGGGAGCAGGAUGAAGUGGCAAAUGGACAAGGACAGACAGUAGUACUGCGCUUGUGAUUUCAGCGUGGCGUUAAAUUAAUAGAUACAGGAGAAAGGAAACGGUCACUGGCUUCUCGAAGCAGAGCCCUUGGCGUCUGCUCUCAGAUGAAGCCUGACUUGGGUCCUGCCAGGUUCAUCACGGCUGCCUCUUUUCACUUCCUGACCCCCAGCAGAAAGCUCAGAAAACAGAUUUGCUGCUUGGAGUGAAAGAGACAGGGCAGUGGGGAGGCUGAUGGGCACAGGACGUGGUGGACUCGAGCCCCAGACAGAAGGAUCUAGAGCAGUGGUGGCGAACCUGUUAGAGACCGAGUCCCCGGGACGGCAGCCCCAGACCUGCUUAUUUAUCAUGAGUGCCAACAGUGCCAUUAAGCCUGAAUACUGAGGUUUUAGUGUAGAAAAAACAACUCAGACACUUGGCUCUUGUGCAACAGAGAGGGCUGUGCGUGCCCGCUGCCGCGCGCGUGCCAAGGUUCGCCAACACUGAUCCAGAGGUCCGUGACUUGGCGGUGGCGGAGGCUGUGCUGCGGCCCUGGUACCAGCCCCCUUCACCUCUGCUGCUCGCCCCGUGUGGGGUGCACCAGCUCCCAGCUGCAAAUGCACAGCUUGGGGCAGGCCGGGCUGCCCUGGGAUGUUUCCCACAUCUACUCAAAGAACACAGCUCAUUUCUCAGCACAACGGGGGCCUGGGGAAACCUGGCCCCGUGGGAAGCUGUUCUCCACCCUCCAUGAGGCAGUUCCCAGAACCACUGCGCUCAGCUUUUGUUCUCUGUUCUUUUUUCUUCUUGAGUAGCUUGGGCUGCAGCUCUCCCUGCCUGUCUGUUGAGGGAUGAAAAUUUUGUGUUAGAAUUUGUUCUGUUGUUGGCAGAUGUGGGGCUCUUUUGUGUGACUCCUGCUUGGUGUGAGUUUUUCCAAUACUUUAGUGACCCAGCCAGGCUCAAAUGAGCUUCGUCUGUACAUUAAAAUGUGUAAAUAGCUGUGUUGAGACAGAGAGAUUAUUUAUUUCCAUCUGAAACUCUGUUGCAAACCCUCCUUUCAUCCCUCGUUCAGAACAAGCUUGCUUCCCUCCAACCUGUUUGUUUUCUUAUUUAAGGUUAUUUAUUGACAAUUGGACCUAUGUAUUGGACCGAUGUACGCACGGCUGUUGCACAGAACAGCCCUUCGUGACCGUUCUGUAUAACGAGACACAAUAAAGAGGGCUUUGACUUUACA
Fukomys damarensis (Damara mole-rat) is the source of this 3297-nucleotide messenger RNA. RefSeq names its product bone morphogenetic protein 7 (gene Bmp7). Gene Ontology annotation, cellular component: extracellular region. The annotation marks the transcript as partial. Gene Ontology annotation, biological process: SMAD protein signal transduction. The transcript has 7 exons. The record is from RefSeq and is a predicted model, not a curated record. Gene Ontology annotation, molecular function: growth factor activity; cytokine activity. Lineage: Eukaryota; Metazoa; Chordata; Mammalia; Rodentia; Bathyergidae.